This is a messenger RNA of Somion occarium, 1033 nucleotides long. Lineage: Eukaryota; Fungi; Basidiomycota; Agaricomycetes; Polyporales; Cerrenaceae. The record is from the annotation of a GenBank genome assembly.
GUUGUCCAAAUCCAUCUUCUCCCUCACGAGCCCAAUUUCCCUCGCGUUAGCGCAUUUUGGCGCAGUGCCAUAGCCGAAAUCCGAUGGCGUUCCUGGAGGACCAUAUCUAUCUCGAAUGCGAAGGAUUUCCGUAGACCUUUCCAAAGUCUAUGCUUCUCGUCUCUGCAUGCGAUGCAGACCUUUACCUGCCCCUAAGAAUAUCCACUCUCCAAUUUACAAUGGACCAGCAAUUCUCGCACUGCGCAUUGAAACAUGGGGCGAGAUAUAUUCCUCGUCGCAUGCCUCGGUGCGAACAGAAGGUUAUCGAAGCUUAAGUCAAUUCCGCCGAGUUGUAUGUGGCGUAUAUUCUAUGUUCUGCAUAGCACCACAUGAUACUGAUAUGCAUCUGGAGCUCUCUCAUACGGAGCGUCAAGCAUACGUCGGCCGUGUAAUCGGGUCCUUCGCAGUGCCCAAGACAUUCCAUGUGUUUGAAGAUUCAUUGGAAACCUGAGCCUUAUCAACCCCCGACUUCUCCAACAGUAGCAUGUCGUCGACCACUCUUAUAAGGCUAACUGUUCGGUUUGCUCGGCGAAAAUGUCCACAGUCUUAUGUCAAAGAAAAUUCCAAUGCCCUAUCACUCAUUCCAAAAUCUUAUACCCAACUUCGAUCGUCCAUGGAUGAUGUAUACAGCUGCGCAUAGCUUUUCGUGGGGGGAUCCCGGGCCUAUACAUGGACACCUCGAUGAAGGUCUUCCGAAUUGUGUGCACCAGUGUUGGCGUCCUCGAGCACCCUUUAUUGGUAUGUACCUAAGUUUGAUCAGUCCCGUUCCGUACACAAACCCGUCAGCGGACCUGGUUUCGGAGUAUCCAUCUACAUUGUAUCGUCGCGAAUGUUUCGUGACUAUCGAAUGUCUUUUGCGAUUGUGGCUCGCGGUAACAUUCAAUUUGUAUUUCUAUACCGCCAUCAACUCGUUCAAUCUCGUCCUCGUUCGCAACAAUGGAACUAACUUGGGAUUAUCUCCCUGAUGCCUCCUGAAUAAGCUUUGAUAGGAAUG